Molecule: messenger RNA, 685 nt
Organism: Labrus bergylta (ballan wrasse)
Lineage: Eukaryota; Metazoa; Chordata; Actinopteri; Labriformes; Labridae
Source: RefSeq, a predicted model, not a curated record
UCCAUGCUGGUGAUCCUGCUGAACUGUGUCACUCUUGGGAUGUUCCAGCCCUGUGAGGACGUCAGCUGCCAGUCGGAGUGGUGCCGCAUCCUGCAGGUUUUGGACGACUGCAUCUUUGCUUUCUUCGCUGUGGAAAUGGUCAUCAAGAUGGUGGCCCUGGGAAUUUUUGGCCCGAAUUGUUACCUUGGGGACAAGUGGAACCAGCUUGACUUUGUCAUCGUCAUGGCAGGGGUGAUGGAGUAUUCUUUGGAUGGCCACAAUGCCAGUCUGUCAGCCAUUCGUACAGUCAGAGUCCUCAGGCCGCUGCGAGCCAUCAACAGAGUGCCAAGUAUGCGCAUCUUGGUCACACUGCUGUUGGACACCCUGCCCAUGCUGGGAAACGUCCUCCUCCUCUGCUUCUUUGUCUUCUUCAUUUUCGGCAUUGUGGGAGUCCAGCUGUGGGCGGGUCUACUGCGCAACCGCUGCUUCCUUCCAGAGAACUUCACAUCACUGUACAACUGGUCCAUGAAUCCUUACUACUUGUCCGAGGAGGGUGAAGACAGCCCAUUCAUCUGCUCAGGUCCGCGCGAGAACGGGAUGCAGCGCUGCGGAGCAGACUCGGUGCCGCCUACACCGAGGGCGGGGCAACUUGCUCAUUGGCCCCUUCCUACCAAAGUUCAGCUCUGAUUGGAUCAGCCCCAGCAAU